This is a messenger RNA of Elgaria multicarinata webbii, 3842 nucleotides long. It is a transcript of the gene RNF185, whose product is annotated as ring finger protein 185. The transcript is spliced from 7 exons. Gene Ontology annotation, molecular function: metal ion binding; ubiquitin-like protein conjugating enzyme binding; ubiquitin protein ligase activity. Lineage: Eukaryota; Metazoa; Chordata; Lepidosauria; Squamata; Anguidae. Gene Ontology annotation, cellular component: endoplasmic reticulum. Bases 480 to 1055 code for a protein of 191 amino acids. The record is from RefSeq and is a predicted model, not a curated record. Gene Ontology annotation, biological process: ubiquitin-dependent protein catabolic process.
AUGCUUAAAGAGAAUUGUCUGACUGAGUAAAGAAGUGUGUCUGUUUGCCUAUUGGCAAUAUUUCAUUCAAAAUGUGUGCAGGGACUUCAGUAGAAAUGGCUGAACUACUGAAGCUCUGCAGUGCUCAGAAGCAUGCAGUCCAUUAAAGCUUGCUGGCUGAUUGCGGGGCUGCUCUUUGGGGACCUCCAGCAAAAUGAUGUAACUGAAUGAAAAGAGUUCUGUUGAAAUAGAUGUCUCCUCUUUCCCACCCGCCUGUGUUCUGGUGAUGUGGGCAGGAACCCUCUGCGUCUGCUGUGGGGUUGUGUUGCCGUGUGUGAAAAGACCCUUUUUGCACCAGCUCAGGGAAGAGACAGAGGCCUUCCUUGGCUGUGUUUGCUUUUCCUUGGCUACUGCUGCAGAGAAAACAAGCAGAGGGGCUGAACUCGUUUCAGGUUUCAGUUCUAUUGAAGUGCUUGACUGGGCCUGAUCAGAAGCCAGGAAUGGCCAGCAAAGGCCCGGCAGCUUCUGCUUCCCCAGAGGGCUCCAAUGCUGGCGGGACCAGCGGCAGCAGCAGCAAUGGGGACAGUGCGGGUCAGGAUAGCACCUUUGAGUGCAACAUCUGUCUGGACACUGCCAAGGAUGCUGUGAUCAGCCUAUGUGGGCACCUCUUCUGUUGGCCUUGUUUACACCAGUGGCUGGAGACCAGGCCAAAUAGGCAGGUGUGUCCAGUAUGUAAAGCAGGAAUCAGUCGUGAUAAAGUUAUCCCACUUUAUGGGAGGGGCAGCACGGGACAGCAGGACCCCAGAGAGAAAACGCCUCCACGACCUCAGGGCCAGAGACCUGAGCCAGAAAAUAGAGGGGGCUUCCAGGGUUUUGGGUUUGGCGACGGAGGCUUUCAAAUGUCCUUUGGAAUUGGGGCAUUUCCCUUUGGCAUUUUUGCGACAGCGUUCAACAUAAAUGACGGCCGCCCUCCCCCAGCUGUUCCAGGGACACCCCAGUAUGUGGACGAGCAAUUUCUGUCCCGCCUCUUCCUGUUCGUGGCCCUUGUGAUCAUGUUCUGGCUCUUAAUUGCUUAGCUUUGCUCCGUACCCUAUAUUGUACCACGGUUUGUGGGGCUCUGGACAAGUCACGGACUGCUUCCUCUCCCUGUCCCAUUGUAAGCCUCUUGGUGUCUGAUUCGAUAGCUAAUGGUGGGCUCCCAGAAAGCGUGAGAAAGAAUCUUGCUUAUUUCGCCAGAGAUAACAGAAUUAAAAGUCUCUUUAAAAGCCUCCUGCCGUUCAGCUAUGUCUCACGCAGCAGAGAUCUGGCUGCCCCUGGGAACCCAGCUUUGAGCUCCGCACUGCAAGAGAGGGAGCCUUGUUUGAAACCUUGUGCCAAGCGACAGAACAGGGGCUGGCCCUGGAGGGAGAGUGUGCGGUGGCCAGGGCUGGAAGCUCUUGCCAUACAUCCCAGUGUCUUGCAUCCCAACACCAGUGAAAGGAAGGGGGAUCCAGAGUCCAGUUGCACGUAUUGAUCAAAAUCCAACUUGCUCCGGGAAAACUUUUCUUAUACAAACAGGACUUGUGCAGAACAUCUGGCUGAAGAUGGUGUCACUUGAGGGCUGUUCUGUUUCUGCUCUUAUCCACCUUUGCUAGUGACUUUAAAAGUGAAAGGAUGAGAGACCCUUUGACCUGAAAAAGUACAAUACUUAAAAUUACUGGGACCAGACGACGUGAGUUUUCUCAUCUCGGGGCUAGGGUUAGGGCUGUUGGGCGUGAGAGGGGCCCUGCCUGUGGCUGCCACACAGCAUUCUUCCUCACCGAUAAAAGCAGUGUUUUCCGAACGUUUGUGUCGUAGCUUUCAGCUUUUACUUUGGAUAGAUGCAAUUGUGUGAUCCAUAACCAAACAUGUCUUUCCAUAUCUUUGGAUAGCUUGAUUGGGAAGAGGGCAGGGCAACCUCUUCUGGAGUAUCUCUUGAGUAUUUUGCAACAGCCCCCCCCGGCCUAUGAUUACAAUUUUUACAUAGUGAAUUUUUUUGGUAGGGCAUAGAUGACUUCUGCUAAAGCAGAGUUUGUUCCUGAGCUCCAAGCCAAGUGGCCAUUAAUGUGUGAACUUUUUAAAAUUACCAAAGAUACUGCUUUGAAGACAAGAAUUUGGGCACAAUUCAGCAGGACAUUGUCCCACACAAGACCCAUUGAAAUGAAUGGGUGCUCUGCUUCUGAUGGCUUCAGUGGGACCCCUGCAGAAGAGCAGCCCGCUGGGCUUAUGCCUGAAGGUGCGAGGCUUGGGGAACAGCGCACGGCGCACAAUUCCCUUUCCAUGCGUGGGGGGGGGGAGCAAGAGGAGGAAUCGCUUUAAACUGUGUUGCUGCUGAAUCUUCUGGAUCCACAGGACCUAAAAUACAAGGAUUCCUCACUUUGACUUCCUUGUAAAUAGAAGGAUGUCUCCCAAACACGUCUGGUCUUUUAUUUUGCAGUGGUUUUGAUCUUCCCCACCAGUUGCUAACAAACAGGCUGGCUUGCUGAAAAAAAUCAUGGCAGCGAUAUUGAACAUUGUUGAAGGGGGGUUAUUUUUCCUCAGGCCUGAUGCCAGGCCUGGGAAUGAGGAGCUUGGAAAUACCCGAAUGAUGUGAUAGUCCAAGUCAAUGCCACAAGAGUAAAUAAGGUGAAUGGAAAAGUGGAAAAGUCUGACUUGGUUCUUCCAAGCAUCAACACAACCAAGUCCAGUGUUUUGUGUGUUUUGUGAUGUGCAAUCAGCUUGAACGGCCCUUGAAAGCGCAGUGGCACUGUGAGGGGGUCACCCUUUUAUGCUACAUUCUUCUGUAAUGGUUUUCCAAAAGCUUCCAGGGCCCAUCAGCAAGCUCAGUCCUUCCCAGCUUGGAAGACAACUCCCCAAAUACCCCAGCCAGGUUGAGGAAGGCUGAACAAGGUAAAAGUCUAUAAUAGGUGGCCUCCAGGAUCCUAGGUCGCUUGGAUUGGGGGAAACGGCACCACCUGCUGUUGGCAAGGGAAGAUUAAGUUGCAUCUGUUCAUGGGCAAAGGAUUUCUUGAGCUGUAUUUCUCCCCACUGUUCCUUGAGAUGAAGUACCGUGGAACUGAAGCUGUAUUUUGGAAAGCAAACUUCUCAAAGGGUUCAAUAAAAGCCUUUAUUACCAUGCAGACAUACAAUAAAAACUUUGACAAUUGGGAAAGAGAUUUGUGACGUUUGAUUGCCAUGGAUUUAAAUGAUAUUAAAGCAGAUUAGUUUGGGUGUCUUUAAAAGUGGGAUCUUGUACUUGGCCAGCUGCUGUCUUACUGGGGAUUUUAGAAGAAAGGGACAAAGAACCCGGUCUGACUGUUAAGGAGCUGUGCUGGCCCCAGUCCUACUGAUGGAAGCAUGGCUUGGGUUGCUGGUAUUCUUAACUAGGAAGAUCAGACUGUGGCGUCUCCGUAUUUCACGGAAACAGCAAAGUCAUGUGGCAGCUUAAAGACUAGCAGAUGUAUUGCAGUGGCAGCUUUUCUGGGCUGUCAAGCUCUCUGUUGAGAUAGACAUACUGAACUUAUCUCCAACUGUGGCAAAAGCUUCUCUAGGCUAAUUUGCCUAUAAGAUGCCACCACAAGACUCCCGGCUUUUUUUGUUGCAACAGGCUAACACAGCUGUGGCCCCCUGGAAUUUCAUAUCUUACUGGUGGAUAUGAAACUGCCUCUGGAUUUCUCCUUUGUCUCAGCCUCCCCCCCCCCCCCCCGCACUGCUUUUUGUACUGUAUUCUCCCCCCCCCCCAAAUCAUGUGUUCAGAUUGCACUUGGCCUGUGAUUAGCAAAAGAUGGCACCACCAUGCAACACCAUUGUUCACUAAUUUUCACUGUUGUGAAAGUGAUUUAGAAUAAACACGUUUUUACAUUGCA